CAUAAUUUUGCAGCCACGCCAAGCGUUGACUGUUCUGAGUCCAAUUUUUAUGCCCAUAUAGUAUAGUUAUACUCCCUUUAAAUCAAGUGUGCUAAUGACAUCUUUGUAAGAUUGUCGACUGAAGAAAGCGUGGAAUCAUGAAGGCAUUCAUAAAGCGAGGAGCGCACCGCUGGCGUUUAUAAUGCACUGUAAAGGUCCGUUUGGCUGUUGUGGUGGUGAUGGUCCAUAAAAGCAGGAGCAACAUAUAUGCAGAAAGAUGGGUAAGAAGAUUCUUUAGUGGUCAAAAAUGAAUGACGACGUCGCCGAUGUUUUUACACACGUAACUGAUAUGGUGAAUAUUUGCAAUGUUAUUCUGCGCACUGAGGCAGACUUGCGCACUGCAGCAACGCACCGUUUUGGACUGUGGAUGUGCUGUAUUUAUUGAAUAUAUGUCUGCAAAGGAGGAGAUCGCCUUUCGGUUUUCAUUAAGAAAAAAGUUUGCUUGCGAGAACAGCAUUUGUGUUGCAGUUUAUUCUGUUGCUCACUCAACGUGAUUGAGUGGUUCAAAGCCACUCUAUUCUCCAGCAGAUGAGAGGCAAGCAAUUCCCACAACUUCACCUGCCUGCACAAGGGGAAAAUAAUGUUCAUUUUUAUGACAGAAAACUCAAAACCUAUCGCAGUCAUACUUCAAAAAUAAUCGCCCAGCCUCUAAUCGUAAUGAAAGUGUUGCGGAGAAAAAGAAUUGUCCUGUUUAUAGCAUAUUUUCUGCUGGUAGUUCUUUCUAUGCUGAACUUGGCCAACUACAGAUGGACCAAAGGGCCCCAACAGUGCAAUCUAGUAAUGAGAAGCACUCCCUAUCAGGGUAGAUCAGACAUCCGCUUUCUUUACAGACCAUCGCUUGCCAAGAAGAGACAGCUUGUCUAUGUUUUGACGACAUGGAGGUCUGGCUCAUCCUUUUUUGGAGAGCUGUUUAAUCAACACCCAGAGGUCUUCUUUUUGUAUGAACCAAUGUGGCACAUCUGGCAAAAGCUUUACCCGGGCGAUGCUGUGUCCUUACAAGGAGCUGCAAGGGACAUGCUGAGCUCACUGUACCGCUGUGAUCUUUCUGUUUUUCAGAUGUACAACAGCCCCGGGGGCAAAAAUUUCACCUCGCUUGGACUUUUUGGGGCCACUCAUAAUAAAGUCAUCUGCUCGUAUCCUCUUUGCUCCGCUUACAGGAAGGAGGUGGUAGGGAUGGUAGAUGAAAAAGUGUGCAAAAAGUGUCCUCCACAAAGCCUCAGGCUCUUAGAAGAAGAAUGCCUUAAGUACAACACGAUUGUCAUUAAAGGGGUACGUGUUCUGGACGUCAAUGUUUUGGGCCCCCUCAUGGAGGAUCCGUCUAUGGAUCUAAAAGUGAUUCAUCUUGUGAGAGAUCCGAGAGCCGUGGCCAACUCCAGGAUUAAAUCUAGACACGGACUGAUUCGCGAGAACUUACAGGUUGUGCGAAGCAGGGACCCGAAACUCCGUCGGAUACCCUUUGUAGAUCCAGGGCACAAAAUUAGCAAAAAAGACGGAGCAGAUUACCACUCGGUUGGUGCUAUGGAAGUGAUUUGUGAUCAGACUUACAGGAGCCUGAGCACUGCCUUAAAUCCACCCAACUGGCUGAAAGGGAAAUACCUGGCAGUGCGCUAUGAGGAUCUGGUGGAGAACCCGGUCAAAAUACUCCGGAAUGUUUAUCAAUUUGCUAAUCUCAGUGCCAACCUUUACAUUGAGUCUUUUGCUCUUAACAUGACCAAUGGCACAAGCUCUUCCUCAAAGCCAUUUAUUGUGUCGGCCAGGAAUGCGACACAGGCAGCCAGUGCAUGGAGAACAGUGCUGAGUAUUCAACAGAUCAAGCAAGUAGAGGAGUACUGCCAUCAUGCAAUGGCCAUUCUGGGUUAUGAAUGUGUACGAACAGCUGUUGAGGCAAAAGACCUGAGUAAACCUUUAUUGACUGCCUCCAAACUCUAACACAAAUUUAAGACAGGAUAGCUGCUUGUCCACAACUGUGGAAUUGCUUUAGUUCCAAUAAAGUGUUAUUAAAGGAUUUCAAAAUUCUUUCUGGAAUGUCAUGUUAUUUUUAGACCAUCUUGUGGUCAUUUUAUAGCGCCAUUACCUUUUUUAAUAGACCUGUGAGACAGUGGUUCUCAAGUUGUUUGC
Molecule: messenger RNA, 2157 nt
Organism: Myxocyprinus asiaticus (Chinese sucker)
Lineage: Eukaryota; Metazoa; Chordata; Actinopteri; Cypriniformes; Catostomidae
Product: carbohydrate sulfotransferase 2-like
Exons: 2
Coding region: 568-1968 (466 amino acids)
Biological process (GO): N-acetylglucosamine metabolic process; sulfur compound metabolic process; carbohydrate metabolic process
Cellular component (GO): Golgi membrane
Molecular function (GO): N-acetylglucosamine 6-O-sulfotransferase activity
Source: RefSeq, a predicted model, not a curated record